AUGUCUCUUCAAUUUGCCCGUCUAUCUGCGCGACCUCUGCGCUCCAUGCGCUUUGUGCGCUGGAACUCCACCGCCAGCCCUGCCACGCCGCCACUGAUGGUUACUCUACGAACGGAUCUGAAGACUGCCAUGAGAGCCAAGGAUACUUCCAGACUCAAUGUCCUCCGUGCCGUCAUCUCCGAAUACAACAACAGUCAAAAGACCUCUUCCCCCAUCUCAACAGACAUCCAAUUACUCUCGCUCCUCCAAAAACGCGCGACCGCUUCCAAAGAAGCUGCUCAAGAAUUCCUCGCUGCCGAGAGACUCGAUCUCAAGGAGAAGGAGGACGCGCAGGUAGCCGUUCUGGAGGAGUAUGCUAGUCAGGUUGAGACCUUGUCCGCGGAGGAAAUGCAAGCCAUUGUGACCAAGGAGAUUGCUACCAUCAAGGAAUCUGGAGCCAAGUUGAACAAGGGAUUGAUCCUGAAGGCCCUCUUUGCCCCCAGUGGACCUCUGGACGGCAAGCCUGUCAACCGCAAUGAAGUUGCCAAGCUGGUCAACGAGGCGAUUUCCGCCUAG
Messenger RNA from Penicillium manginii, 555 nucleotides. RefSeq lists its product as uncharacterized. The record is from RefSeq and is a predicted model, not a curated record. Lineage: Eukaryota; Fungi; Ascomycota; Eurotiomycetes; Eurotiales; Aspergillaceae. Gene Ontology annotation, molecular function: carbon-nitrogen ligase activity, with glutamine as amido-N-donor. The coding region runs from base 1 to 555 and encodes 184 amino acids. The transcript has 2 exons. Gene Ontology annotation, cellular component: mitochondrion.